This is a messenger RNA of Drosophila sulfurigaster albostrigata, 6509 nucleotides long. Its product is annotated as mucin-2-like. Lineage: Eukaryota; Metazoa; Arthropoda; Insecta; Diptera; Drosophilidae. Gene Ontology annotation, molecular function: protein binding. The coding region runs from base 16 to 6123 and encodes 2035 amino acids. The transcript has 7 exons. The record is from RefSeq and is a predicted model, not a curated record.
ACCUUCGACUUUAAGAUGUGCCCAACAAGAACAACAACAACUCAUCAGCUCAGUCUCAUUGUGGUGCUGCUCUUUGGCUGCCUGGCUGCCGAUGCUCAGCGCUGUCAGGACUAUCAGGAUACACAGCAGCAGACGUUGUCCUGCGGCGGACGAGCUCUGUGUGCCACAAACGGCCAUUGCUAUCGCCGCUUUAGCAACAUUUGUUGCCUCGAGGCACACAAUUUGCAGCGCAUGUUUGCAGGCCAAAAUGAAUUUAUCGUCGUGGAUAUGCAACACUGUUUGCCAGCGUCGACGUGGUACGACUACAGCAUACCCUAUAGUCCGCCACGCUUUGUGAACUAUGGCUAUGAAUCGCAAUAUGAUUAUGCCGCUCCUCCACAACGUCAGCCGCAGGUGUACAAUCCCUAUAGAUACCACAGUCAGCAGAUCUUUUCGCAGUCGAAUAGAGCAGGCGUUGCACACGCUUGGAAUCCUUAUGCAGCGCCUGCCUCGCAAUACGCCACAGGCCAAACGUCUGCGCCCAGUUAUUAUGUUCAAUUGCUCACCUCAACACCUAGCACAGCGUACACAACACCUUCCACAACACCUUCCACAACAGCUGAAACAACACCUUCCACAACUACUACUACGACUCCUGUCACAACUUCCUCUACAACAGAGUCCACAACACCUUCUACAACGCCUUCAACAACACCUUCAACAACGCCUUCUACAACGCCUUCAACAACGCCUUCAACAACGCCUUCAACAACGCCUUCAACAACUCCUUCAACAACGCCUUCAACAACGCCUUCCACAACGCCUUCAACAACGCCUUCAACAACUCCUUCAACAACGCCUUCAACAACGCCUUCCACAAUGCCUUCAACAACGCCUUCAACAACACCUUCAACAACACCUUCAACAACGCCUUCAACAACGCCUUCAACAACGCCUUCAACAACGCCUUCAACAACGCCUUCAACAACGCCUUCAACGACGCCUUCAACAACGCCUUCAACAACGCCUUCAACAACGACUUCAACAACGUCUUUCACAACGCCUUUCACAACGCCAUCUACAACGCCUUUCACUAUAAUAUUCCCAACUAUUCCUAAUUUGUUUGAAGCUAAGGUUGCAGUUGUUGCCGAAGACAUCGAAAAGGGCGAUGCAGCUAUCGAUUCUGUUGCAGAUGAAAUCGAAUCUGAUGCGGCAUCACUUGGCAAAAAAAGGCCAACUACACCGAAAACAACAACGACUACAUUAAAAACGACUACUCCUAAGACAACAAGAGCUACUUGUGAACAUACAUCUAUAACAACUUCCACUACGCCCUCCACAACAGCACCCACGACACCUUCCACUACGCCCUCCACAACAGCACCCACGACACCUUCCACAACACCUUUCACAACUCCAUUCACAACACCAUCCACUACACCUGCCACAACACCUUCCACAACUCAAUCAACGACACCAUCCACAACACCCUCCACAACACCUUCGACAACACCCUCGACAACACCAUCCACAACACCCUCUACAACACCCUCCACAACACCUUCUACAACACCUUCCAUAACACCUUCGACAACACCCUCCACAACACCAUCCACAACACCUUCUACAACACCCUCUACAACACCCUCUACAACACCCUCUACAACACCCUCUACAACACCCUCUACAACACCCUCUACAACACCUUCUACAACACCUGCAACAACACCCUCUACAACACCCCCUACAACACCUUCCACAACACCUUCUACAACACCUUCCACAUCACCUUCAACAACACCCUCUACAACACCUUCGACAACACCUUCUACAACACCUUCAACAACACCUUCCACAUCACCUUCAACAACACCCUCUACAACACCUUCCACAGCACCUUCAACAACACCUUCUACAACACCUUCAACAACACCUUCCACAUCACCUUCAACAACACCCUCUACAACACCCUCUACAACACCUUCUACAACACCUUCAACAACACCUUCCACAACACCUUCUACAACACCUUCAACAACACCUUCCACAACACCCUCUACAACACCUUCAACAACACCUUCCACAACAACUUCGACAACACCUUCAACAACAUCCUCUACAACACCUUCAACAACACCUUCCACAACACUUUCGACAACACCUUCAACAACAUCCUCUACAACACCGUCAACUACUCCAUUAACCACCGCUUCAACAACAACACCAUCCACUCCAUCACCAAUUGAUGCCAAUAUUCUAGCGACCAUGGUCAUUACAAGUUUCGACGGUCAGGUUUUGAGACUAUCGCUGACAAAGCAAGUGAUCGAUCCCAUCAACGGCAACAAGACAUGUGUGGCGACAACAACACUGCUGAUAACAACCAAGGAGUGUCCAACGCCACAGCUGCUCACUGGCUGCUUGAUGAGCACCUCAACAAGUGCCACAACAACGACAACGACGAGAACACCAACAACAACAUCAAGAAAUUCCGCUUCCUCUUCUCCAGUGUAUUAUCCAACUCGGGCGAACCCCGCCAUCGAAACAGCGUAUAGAACACCUAUACAUAAACCGUAUAGCUAUCGUUAUGGCUAUGCCUAUGACACUAAUUAUGGUCUUGACACUCCCUCUAGUUCCGCUUCCCGUUCCUAUCCAAACGAUGAUGCAUAUGCUUCGGCUUCGGCUUCCGCCUCGGCUGCGGCUUCUGCUUCGGCUUCGGCGGCUUCCCCCUUUGUCUGGUCGCCCAAUUACUCAUUAUCAUUCGCAUCAACCUGUGAAACAUCCCCCGUAAUGUUGUUAUUCCAUUUGUUGUGCUUUCUGUGCGUCCUUUCAGUCGGCUGGAGCUAUGGUGGUUAUGGAGCACCCGAUUACUAUUCUUCAUCUUGUGAUCAUAUCGUCUGUCCGACGACCAAAAGUGAAGUUUGCGCCAAGUCACGCAUGACAAAUCAGGAGGCGACAUUUGACAACGAAUGCGCAGUACGACACUACAGCUGUCUCUAUGUGGAAUCUUGGCAAAUCAUUAAUCUGGGAUCCUGCGAGUGUCCCACGCAGUGCUUCAGCAGAUGUAAACCGAUUUGCGCCGCAUUGGGCGAAGAACUGCGAACUUUUAACAGCAGCUGCGAGCUACGACAAUAUAGAUGCUUUUCCGAUGAACCUUGGAUUCAAGUAACGAAUGAACACUGUGGCCUGCCAAAUCCUUUCUAUGGUUCACCGCCCUACGGAUAUCAGCCUUAUGCUGCGCCUCCAGUUUAUGGACAACAGCCACCUGCAUUUGGUCCUCCUUUGCCAUUGACGUACCACAAUGCAGGCUACUACAAUCCCCAACCGAAUACGAAUGCGCAAUCUCAACAACUACCGUAUCACGUGUACAUCUCAAGAGAUUCGCUGCCCACCGAAUCAAUGGAUGCAUUUGGCUACACAACAUCGACUUCAACUCCAUCUUCAACAACAGUGUCAUCGACAACACCAACGACAACUACCUCGACUACACCUUCGACUACGCCUUCGACUACGCCUUCGACUACUCCUUCGACUACGCCUUCGACUACUGCAUCGACACCAGAUUCAACUACACCUUCAACAACAACAACCACGACCUCAGAUACAGCUUCGACUACAGAUACAGGCUCCGGAGACUCCGGUUUAGGCGAAUCCAAGCUGAAAGUUGAAAGUUUCAGGUUAAAUGUGGCAAAUGAUGCUGCAACAGAUCCAACAACAGUGUUGACAACGGAGUCCACAACACCUUCGACUACAGUUUCCACAACGGAUUCAACAACAGAUUCAACAAACGUAUCCACAACAGAUUCUACAACAGUGUCCACCACACCUUCGACCACAGCGUCGACUACAGCUUCCACAACAGAUUCAACAACACAAUCCACAACGGAGUCCACAACACCCUCGACUACAGCAUCCACUGCAGAAUCUACUACAGCAUCCACAACAGAUUCAACAACAGUAUCCACAACGGAGUCUACAUCACCUUCGACUACAGUUUCCACAACGGAAUCAACAUCUGUUUCCACAACAGAGUCCACAACACCUUCAACUACAGCAUCCACAACAGAUUCAACAACAGUAUCCACAACGGAGUCCACAACACCUUCGACUACAGUUUCCACAACGGAUUCAACAGCUGUAUCCACAAAAGAUUCUACAACAGUGUCCACCACACCUUCGACCACAGCAUCAACUACAGUAUCCACAACAGAUUCAACAACAGUAUCCACAACGGAGUCCACAACACCUUCGACUACAGUUUCCACAACGGAAUCAACAUCUGUUUCCACAACAGAGUCCACAACACCUUCAACUACAGCAUCCACAACAGAUUCAACAACAGUAUCCACAACGGAGUCCACAACACCUUCAACUACAGCUUCCACAACAGAUUCAACAACAGUAUCCACAACAGAGUCCACAACACCCUCGACUACAGCAUCCACUGCAGAAUCAACUACAGCAUCCACAACAGAUUCAACAACAGUAUCCACAACGGAGUCCACAACACCUUCUACUACAGUUUCCACAACGGAAUCAACAACUGUAUCCACAGCAGAGUCCACAACACCUUCAACUACAGCAUCCACAACGGAUUCAACAACUGUAUCCACAACGGAGUCCACAACACCUUCAACUACAGCAUCCACAACGGAUUCAACAACUGUAUCCACAACAGAUUCUACAACAGCAUCGACUACAGCUUCCACAACAGAUUCAACAACAGUAUCCACAACAGAGUCCACAACACCCUCGACUACAGCAUCCACUGCAGAAUCAACUACAGCAUCCACAACAGAUUCAACAACAGUAUCCACAACGGAGUCCACAACACCUUCGACUACAGUUUCCACAACGGAUUCAACAGCUGUAUCCACAACAGAUUCUACAACAGUGUCCACCACACCUUCGACCACACCUUCAAUUACAGCUUCCACAACAGAUUCAACAACAAUAUCCACAACGGCGUCAACAACACCUUCAACUACAGCAUCCACAACGGAUUCAACAACUGUAUCCACAACAGAUUCUACAACAGCAUCGACUACAGCUUCCACAACAGAUUCAACAACAGUAUCCACAACAGAGUCCACAACACCCUCGACUACAGCAUCCACUGCAGAAUCAACUACAGCAUCCUCAACAGAUUCCACAACAGUAUCCACAACGGAGUCCACAACACCUUCGACUACAGUGUCCACAACGGAUUCAACAACUGUAUCCACAACAGAUUCUACAACAGAGUCCACCACACCUUCGACCACAGCAUCGACUACAGCUUCAACAACAGUAUCCACAACGGCGUCCACAACACCUUCGACUACAGUUUCCACAACGGAUUCAACAACUGUGUCCACAACAGAUUCUACAACAGAGUCCACCACACCUUCGACCACAGCAUCGUCUACAGCUUCCACAACAGUAUCCACAACGGCGUCCACAACACCUUCGACUACAGUUUCCACAACGGAAUCAACAACUGUAUCCACAACAGAGUCCACAACACCUUCAACUACAGCAUCCACAAUAGAUUCAACAACAGUAUCCACAACGGAGUCAACAACACCUUCGACUACAGUUUCCACAACGGAUUCAACAACUGCAUCCACAACAGAUUCUACAACAGUGUCCACCACACCUUCGACCACACCUUCGACCACAGCAUCGACUACAGCUUCCACAACAGAUUCAACAACAGUAUCCACAACAGAUUCCACAACACCUUCGACUACAGCAUCCACUACAGAAUCGACUACAGUUUCCACAACGGCUUCAACAACAUUAUCCACAACUGACUUAACUACGGAGUCAACGACAGACACAAUUACAACUUCAACGACACCUUCAAGUUCCAAUGUACAAUUGAAACGAUUGAGCAAGAAUAUAGCAAUCAGUAUUACAAAUACGACAACCACACCUGCAACAGCAACAGACUCAACAACGCCAGCAACAACAACAUCAUCGACAAUUGCAAGAAUACAAUCGACUGCGUCUUCAACACCAACUCCCGAAUUUCAGGUAAUGAGAAUGAGCGAAUCGCAAGAUGCGGCAGCAUUAAUACCAUCGACAGCUUCAAGGGAAUUGACUAUAAGAGGACAUAAAAUCCAUUUGCCAGAACAAGAUGUUGCAAUAAUUCUAAUUCCGUAGGGAAACACUCAACAAUAAUUAUAAGCAACGAUUCACAUUAAAACACUAAGAACCAAACUCUUUAAAAUUGUAAAAGCGAAAGCAAUAUUGUUACUCUCAUCAUAUAAUAAUAAUCGAAUAUUUCAAUUAAUGAAGUUUGUCUGACGUCUUCUCAUCAGAAUUUUCCCAUCAUUUAAUCAUCUAAUGGCUUAUCGUGGUCAUUAUUUCAUAAUAAUCAGGUUUAGAGCACACAAAAGCUCGUUUUUUGAUUGAGAGAUUGGUUUUUGGGUUCCAUUUUAGGCGGUGUAUUGUAUGCCUCCAUCUCUUAAAACGUUGUUUAUAAAUUCGGUAUUUAAUUGCCAAUUGUCUCAAUUUUCUUUUUAGAAUCCUUCGCACGCUUAAAUACU